AUGGAAAUCGACCCCAAAGUUGUGGGAGGCUUGGUCUGCUUGUUGUUAGUUGGAGCUGGAAUCAAGGCAAGGCAAAGCUCAAAAGCUAGUCGGACUUUACCUUUGCCCCCCAGUCCACCAGCGACGCAUUGGUGGUGGGGACAUGAGGAUUCUGCCCACUAUAGGUGGCUCAAAGUUGAAGAGUGGAUCAACGAGUAUGGUCCUGUCAUAUCUAUCAGGCAAGGGAAAGAGACAGUCGUCAUCAUAGGCCGUCACCAGGCUGCCGUCGAUAUAAUGGACAAGCAAGGGGGCUCAACUGUUGACCGUCCUAACAUGGUUGCAGUGGCAGAUAUCCUGUCUGGUGGUUAUCGACUUGUCUUCACAUCUGGUGGAGAAAGGUUCAGGAAAAUGCGUAGGCAACCCAAAGCUGCAGAAACAUACGAAAAUAUUCAGAUGGAUCACGCCAAAGACACAAUUAUCGACUUGAUGAAUGAUCCAGACCAGUAUGGUAUUCAUGCCAGGAGGUAUGCUGCUGCUGUAAUACAGAAGAUUGCAUAUGGCAAAACAUCGCCUACCUCUGCUGAUGAUCCUGAGGUUCAGCAACAUAUCCCUUGGUAUGGUCGCCAGUUGAAGCAAUGGCAAAAGGAAGAUUGUCAGCUCUAUACUGGCCAGCUUAACAAGGUCAAGAAACAGCUAGAUGACAAUGUAGACGUGGGGCCUUCAUUUGGGAAAUAUCUACUUGAGAACAAGUCAGAAUAUGGACUAACAGAAACCGAAAUGGCCUACCUAGCAGGUGGCUUAUUCGCUGCUGGCUCUGAUACGACUGCUCUCGCGAUCUGUAUCAUGAUUGUAUCUGCCGUAGUGCAUCCAGAGGCUCAGGCUAAAGUACAAGCAGAGCUUGAUUCCGUAGUAGGUCUGCAAAGGGCUCCUACGUUUGCAGACGCAGAUAACCUUCCACAACUUAAGGCAUUUAUCUUGGAAACUUUCCGGUGGAGACCUAUCACCUCUUCAGGUCUAUCUCACCGUGCCAACAAGGACAUCAUCUGGGGGAACUAUCUCAUCCCUGCUGGCACAACUGUGGUCGGAAAUCACUGGUCUAUUUCCCGCGAUCCUGAUGUAUAUCCCAACCCGGACAGCUUCCAACCUGAAAGAUGGUUGAAUGGUGAAGGGAAGAUAAAAGACGACCUCAAGUUUCCCACUUACGGUUUUGGAAGACGAGUGUGUGUUGGACAGCAUGUCGCCAACAGAUCUGUAUACAUCAACACUGUACUUAUCCUCUGGGCCUUCCGACUUUCUCUUCGGGAUUCUUCAGAGCAGGUCAAUGACAUGGCCUUCAUGAUGGGAACUAUUCCACCAGUAACGCCAAAAAUAUCUUUCGCAAAGAGGAUGGACGAGGACAAGCUGAGAUACAUGAUGGAAACAUACACGGAAGGACUGUAG
Molecule: messenger RNA, 1419 nt
Organism: Serpula lacrymans var. lacrymans S7.9
Lineage: Eukaryota; Fungi; Basidiomycota; Agaricomycetes; Boletales; Serpulaceae
Exons: 14
Coding region: 1-1419 (472 amino acids)
Molecular function (GO): oxidoreductase activity, acting on paired donors, with incorporation or reduction of molecular oxygen; heme binding; iron ion binding
Source: RefSeq, a predicted model, not a curated record